AUGACUCAGGUGCCUGCUGACUACCUGUCAACCACCAGCUCCUACAACUAUGAGCCACCCCUCCCCUCCGUGGCUCGGGCCAGCACCCUCACCAAGGUCCCUCCAGCCAAAAAAAUAACCUUCUUCAAGAGUGGAGACCCGCAGUUUGCAGGAGUCAAGAUGGCCAUCAACCAGCGGAGCUUCAAGAGCUUCAACGCGCUCAUGGAUGACCUCUCCCAUCGGGUCCCGCUGCCGUUCGGGGUCCGGACCAUCACCACCCCACGAGGAAUACACUGCAUCAGUGAGCUGGACCAGCUGGAGGACGGAGGCUGCUACCUGUGCUCCGACAAGAAGUACGUGAAGCCCAUCAGCAUCACCUCUGGGGGACACAGGCCGGCCCCGCCACGGAACAGUCGCCCCUCCAGCACCAUGAGGAGAGCGGCCCAGGAGGGCAAGCUGGAAGAUUAUUCCACACCUUUCACUCACCAUGGUCCCAGAAUACCCAAGAAAAUCACUCUGGUUAAGAACGGGGAAAGUGGAUUUCGGCGCUCCAUCAUCCUGAACCGCAGAAAUGCCCGGAGUUUCAAAACGCUCCUGGAUGAGAUCACAGAGAUCCUGCAGUUCCCAGUGAAGAAGCUCUACACUGUUGAUGGGAAGAAGAUCGACAGCAUGCAGGCCCUGCUCCACUGCCCCAGCGUGCUGGUGUGUGUCGGCCGGGAGCCAUUCAAACCUAUAUCCAUGGAGAAUUUGAGGAAACACUCGGUGGAGAAGCUGCCCAACCUGCCUCCCCGCUCCAACAAUGGCAACAAUGUCAACGAGAACAAUGACAGUAAGAAAACCUCGGGGCCGUUGAACUUCGGACUGAAAGCCAAAAAAAGCGUUAUCCAUCCACGGUCAGCAUCCAGCAACAGAUCGAUGAGAUUUUCCUUGUCAUCAGAAAAGUCAUACCCCAAUGGCCUUGUGGCCUCUCCAGACAACGGGGCACCCUUCUCCAAUGGCUGCUCUCACCCAAAAGCUGGGGACCUGGUCCAGUCCUUGGUCAAUGAUGACAUCGAGAAGCGGGUCCAUGUGAACAAGGAUGGGAGCUUGUCCGUGGAGAUGAAGGUUCGCUUCCGUUUGCUCAAUGAUGAGACUUUGCAGUGGUCCACUCAGAUCAAAAAGUCCAACCUGAUGAACCGGCUGCCUUGUGAAGAGUCAGGAGUGGAGGAGGACAGUGGACUAGAUCCCCUACAGAAAAUGAACCCGGAAGCCAGCUCAGAAGCAGAUGAUUCCUUAUAUCCCUGUGAUAUCGAUUCCUACAUGUCCAAACUUGAGGAAUCAGAAUGUGACGAGGCCCACUGUCACAGCUGUGGAAAGAAACACCAGGACUAUGACAUUUGGAAGAACCCCAUGCACAUGUCCCAGAGGGAAGAGCCCAGCGUGCGAAGCACCUGGCACACACGGUCGUCAUGCUCCAGCACAUCUUCCCGGAGGAGAGUAGUCCACAAAAAAAUGACAUCUGUAGAUAGCAUCCACACCACAUCCAGUGAGGAAUUCUCUGAGCACAUUGUGAGAGAGUCCUCAUCCUACUCAGAGACUAUAAAGAACAGAGUGGCGUAUCGAUCUGUUAAAAAGUGUAUGUGCCGAAGUGAUUUGUCUACUGGUGCUUCCAAUGGAGAAGAACAGCAGGAAUACACUCAGACAAGCACGGGAAACAGCCAGAGGCCUUCAUCCUUGGGCUUGAUGUCACAUUCAAGCUGUGAAAACAACCUGGAUACUCAAGACACCCCUGAAGACCAGGAGAUCACCAAAAUAAUUUCACAGAAUGAGGAUGCAAAUUGUUUUGAAGCUUCCUCUGUGAAGUGCUUGAAGGAUGAGGAGGAAGAGGUUGAAAGCAGCAGAGUUGGGAGUGUCAUGUCCAGGUCAUCUCUGCAGUCCAAGCAGAGCAAGAAGAACGUGUGUGAGGAAACGAGCAGCGUGGGCAGGAGCAUGUCCUCCUCAAGCCUUCAGAAGGCAAAUCAGGGAGACAACAGCCAGUGCUCCACCCCUGCCAACAGCGUGCACAGCAAGUCCAGUAACUGCACCACACCAAAAGAAAAGACUGAGCAGAGCGACCCCUCUGAUGACAACCCAGUGGUGUCCUCUUUCUCCAGUGAGUCCUGCCCCAAGAAAGAGACUGAAGAGGUGGAAGCAGAGCAGGAAGAAAGUGAAGUCAAUGAAGUCAGCUCAGUGUCAGCAAAAACAAAGCCAAGUCAGUCAAUCAGGGGUGAGAGCAGUGAAGGGGAACAAUGCUCUACGCAAGGAACCCACCGUUCCAAGGCUAGUGACAUGAACAGCAAGAAAAGUGGCAGUGAUGAGAACAUUCCAUGCAGUGUCUCUUGCUCUUCCAGAGGGUCCAGAAAGAGCAAACGCAGCCACAUUCAUUUGGAUGCACAGUCUGAAAUAUCCGUCUCUUCACUUGAAUCCACUCCAAAUAAAAAGAAGAGUUCGCUACAUGCAGAUGAUGCAAGAUCAGGCAGCAGGGCAUCAAUUUACUCCAAAAGCUCAUGUGAAACCAAGAAAAAAUCUGUUGGAGACACCAUAUCUCGUAAGUCAGGAUCUCUUCACUCAAACAUUUCAUCUACCAGUGAAGCAGAGGCAAAUGCAGGUCCUGCUGAGGAGAAAAGCUCAAAAAGUACUGCCAGUGGCUGCAGUGAAUCCUCAAAAAACUCAAAGAAGAGAAGCCAUAAAGCAGAAAGCAGCAAGCCAUCAUCCCUCUACUCAAGUUUUUCAAGUCCUAAUGGAAAAGCUGGAGAGAGUCAUGCCAAGAUUAGUUCAGAACCCUCUUCUUCAAAACAGGGAAGCAUGAGUGGGAGUGUAUGUUCAAAAGUUGACCACUCAGCUGAGGAUGGCAUUAGGAAUGGAAAACCUACAAGUAGCUCCUCAAGAGUCUCUUCGAAGUCAGAAAUAAAAGAUAAAUGUGUGUUGACACAGAUAUCCCAGGAAACUGAUGAUAGGUGUUCACAGUCAAACAUGUCUCUAUCUUCAAAAUCAAGGCAGACAAACCCAAAAAAUCUUCGUGUGAAGGUGUCAAACUCCAGCCGGGCAUCAGUGUCGGAGACUAUGUCAGUGUGCAGUCUGCACUGCCCUGCCCCACCAAAAGGGAAGCCAAAGAGAAAAAAUAUGCGUUCAACCAUGUUGAAGAAUUCCUCCAUCAGCAGCAUCGGCACCGAGUCUGUGCUGACCGCAGGAAGAGAGCAGAAAGAAAUUGUGGAUUCCUCCAAAGCAACUUCCUAUGGUUCUAAAUCCACUGCAGCCAAAGAAGAUGGUCAGAAUAAUAAAGUGACUGAUGAUUUUUGCAGCAAAAAAACAGAGGAAGAGGUAGAAGACACGAGUGUUCAGGAGGAAGGAGGUGAUUUAAUGCCAUCAGCUCUACCAAAUACAUCUCCAGAAGAAGUUGUGCAAGAAUGGCUCAGAAAAAUCCCUUCGGAAACGUUGCUUAUGAAAUAUGAAAUGGAGGAUGACGGAGAGGAGGAAUGUGCAGAGUCGACCACUGAGGUAUCACACUGUACAAAUGCUGAGGAAGCCCCAGAGGAGGAAAAAGCUGAGGAAAAGAAUGAGGAGGAGGAGGAGGAGGCUGAAAAGGAUGAAGCAAAGGAUGAAGUAGAAGAAGAGAAAGCAGAAGACACAGCUAUUAUUGAAGAGGUUGAAGAAUGCGUGAACCAGGAAGAAAUCUCUGAGGUUGCACCUGAAGCUGCCGAAGUUGAGCAGGCAGAAUGCAACAAGUCAGUUACAUCCAGCCAAAAUAACAACAAGAGAGACCUGCCAACCUCUGUCCAGACGUCUGUCCAGAUCAUGAAGGCCUUGCUCAGUUCAAAGCAUGAGACCAAAUUUGACCGAUCAAACAGCUUGCCCGAAGUGUCCCCCACAAUGGGGAGAAAACUGAGUAAUUCUGCUAACAUUUUGAUUUCUUGUCUUGCCAGCCUUCAGCUCCUUGAUGAAGAGUCAGAGGAUCCAUCAGAAAACUCAAAACAUUUGAAUAAGUCAAGGUACACAGAGCUGCUAAAUAUUUUUCAAGCCCUCUGGUUUGGGUGCACUGCUGAAAGGAGCGGCCCAAGUUCAGGCCAAGAGGCAAGCAAGCCAGCAAAGCCAGUGUCUGGGUCUAAGGUCCCAAAAUCCAUGGAUCACGCCUUCACUGCCAUGUCCUCCUCUGGGGUCGAUGUUUGCAGUGGCUCUGGUGGCUCAGGAGAAGAGUGCACAGCUGGUGCCACGUUGGUGGCCCAGAAAACCAUGGAAUGCAAAUCAGCCGAGCAAAUGGAAAAUGCAGAGACUGGCACAGAACUGACUGAGGUUGAGGAGCAAAGUAAAGAGGAAGAGCAGCCAUCCCGCCCUUCCACAGCCUGCUCAGAGGCAACUGGAGAACAGGAAAAAGCUGAAGCUGUGAAUGAUGAAGUCCCACAGGAAAAGCCUGAAGAGGAAGCUGAUCAGCCAGAGACCACUGGUGAUGCCGAUGUCGGUGAUGCUGAUGUCAGGACAGAGCUGAAAGAUGAAUUGCAAGAGCAGCCCCAAGAAGAGUCUCCAAAUGACCCUGAGCCCAAAGUCAAUACACCCACCAUUGUGGACACAUCCGUUGUCCAGCAAAACUCCGUGGAUCCAGACCCAACCUGGGUCCUGAGACUACUCAAGAAAAUCGAGAAGGAGUUCAUGGCUCACUAUGUCAAUGCCAUGAACGAGUUUAAAGUCAGGUGGAACCUGCAGGACAACCAGCAGAUGGAUGCAAUGAUACUGGAGCUGAAGGAGGAAGUGAGUAAAAGGAUACAAAAGAGCAUAGAGAAAGAGUUGAGGAAGAUCAAAAGCAGGGCUGGAAGGAGGAUGCCAAGGCCUCCAGAAGAGCCACCCACACGCGAGUCCAAACUCCAAACUGAGCAGAGGAGAUGGCGACUUCAAACUAUGCAUAAAAAGUCCCUCUUUGCAGACAAGAAUGGUGCCCAAAUGAGGCUGGAGGAGGCGUCAGACUUAUCAUUAGAUGUAGACAAUGACUUUAACCUCAGUGCAGCCUUGGAGGACAGCAUUAACAAACAAUCCAGUGAGGAGGAAUAUUGCCCAUGUGACUCCUGUGUGAGGAAAAAACUGGCUUCCAGGCCUGCCAGAGCCCCUGUGGUGGCCACCAAUGCCCCAGUCAUGAAAGCCUUUGAUUUGCAGAAAAUCCUGAGGCUGAAGAAAGAUGACAAUGAGGAAGCCAUCGUCGCAGAAGCAGCCCAGGACACCAAAACACUUCCCAAUGGUUCUGCGGAGGAAGGGGCAGAAAACAAGGAGAAGGAUGAGGAGCUACCUCAGACAGGUGAAAGAGAAGCAGAGGAUGAUGAAGGAAAAGAGCCAGAAUUAAAUGAAGAUGAUGGUGCAACGUUGAAUGGAGAUGGAGAAGAACCUGAAGUAGCAGAUAGUCAAAAUGCUGAGGUGGAGGAGGAGGCCAGAAUUGAAGAAACCAAAGAAGAAGCAGAAGAAGGAGGGGAAGAAACACAAGAAGGAGAAGAAGAGAAAGAGGAAGAAGAAAUGGCCAAGGCUGAAGAGGAGGAAAUAAAAGAGAAGGAUGGUGAAACUAAUGAAGAUGAGGAAGUAAAAGAGGAAGAAGCAGAAGAAGGAAAGGAGGAAGAGGAAGAAGCAAAGGAAGAAGAAGAAGAAGGGAAAGAAGAAGAGGAAGGGAAGGAAGGAGAGGAGGAAGCAAAAGAGGAGGAGGAGGAAGCAAAAGAGGAAGAGGAAGAAGCAAAUGAGGAGAAGGAGGAAGAGGCCAAAGAGGAGGAGGAGGAAGCAAAAGAGGGGGAGGAGGAGGAGGAAGAGGAAGAGGAAGAAGCAAAAGAGGAGGAGGAGGAAGUAAAAGAAGAGGAGGAAAAAGAAGAGAAGGAGGAAGAGGAAGAAGCAAAAGAGGAGGAGGAGGAGGAGGAAGAAAAGGAGGAAGAAGCCAAAGAGGAGGAUGAAGAAGCCAAAGAGGAGGAGGAAGGGAAGGAAGAAGAUGAAGAAGCCAAAGAGGAGGAGGAAGAAGCAAAAGAGGAAGAGGAGGAAGGAAAAGUGGAGGAGGAAGAAGCAAAUGAGGAAGAGGAGGAAGAAGCUAAAGAAGAGGAGGAAGAAGCCAAAGAGGGAGAGGAAGAGGAAGAAGCAAAAGAGGAGGAGGAAGAAGCAAAAGAGGAAGAGGAGGAAGAAAAAGAAGAAGAAGCAAAAGAGGAGGAGGAAGAAGAAGGGAAGGAGGAAGAGGAGGAAGCAAAAGAGGAGGAGGAAAAAGGGGAAGAGGAAGAACAAGAGGAAGAAGCUCAAAAUGAAGAGCAAGAAGCUGAAGAAAAGUCCGAAUGUGAAAAUGAAGCUGAAGAAGCAGAGGAGCCAGAGGAUGAGGAAGUUGUGGCUGAUGAUGAGGCAGAGACAUCAGAAUGCAGAGGAGAUGCUGAGGGCUCUGGAGCUGACAACAAUCCUGAAGGAGAUGCUGUGGAAGGAAAUGAAGAAGCUGAGCAAGAUGAAGCUGAGGCAGAAGAAGAUGCAAAACCAGAGUCAGGAGAUGAGGCUGAGGAGAAAAACAGUGAAGAAGAUGAGAAACCUGAUGAGAAUGGUGAGGAACCCACUGGUGAUGACCCUGACAAGGCACAUGAAAAACACGAAGCCCAAUGCAACAGCAAAUUUUCUGAGAAAGCUUCAAAGACCAAAGGCAAGAAAACCAGCAAAAGGUUAGAAACUCUGAAAAAAUCCACAGCCUUUUCUUGUUAUUCUUCUGUUGGAAACUUCUCACAGCAAUCCCAGAAGGGGUCUGAUGAUGAAGAGGAAAGAGUAGAUGAAGAAGAAGUAGUCGAAGAGGAAGGAAUAGUUGAAGAGGAAGCAGUAGCUGAAGAGGAAUGCAAAGGUGAUGAUAGCCCCACUAGCGACCACCCCAAUGGAGAGGUUCGAAGUGAUGAGAGCUCCAAGCCCUCCCAGAUGUAUCCUGACAGUGAGGAAGAGGAAGAGGACAAAGAAUCUUCGGGUUCUGAUCCUGUGGGAGAUGAGGAGCAGCCAGAUACUGAAGGUGCAGAGCCAAAGGAGGCUGAAAACACUGAGGAAGUUCAGUCUUCUAAAAAGAAAGAAAACUCUGAUGAGAUUGACCAGGAUGACCUGGACUUCUAGAACUGCUGACUAAAACCUGACUUUUUCUCUCUUCCUUUCUUUCUUUUUUAAAAGUACAUUUUCAUUGCAUAUUUCAUUAUCUCUGGUGAGCUGAGCCCUCGUAAUCAGCUUUUCUUCUGAGUUAAAUGUGGUAAACUCAAUCUUGAAUCCUGUGAGUAAUGUUGCGAUUACCUGCCCUCAUUUCUAGAGGGCUAGUAGCUCAUUAAUAUCCUGUGGUCUCAAUAGGUAAGUGAUUUAGGGAAAGAGAAGGCUGUUUUGUUUGGGAUACCUUCUAGUUCCCACCCUUUAAGCCACGCUGUUUGCUGCUGGAGUGAUCUGUGGCUCUGCUGGGCAUCGUCUCUGUGUGACUUUGGGAUGCCUUUCACCUGUUGCACACUAUAAUUUCCUGGAGAGAUUGCCAAUCCACAGAAACAUGACAAAAUUUGGAUUCAUUGCCAAAGUCUGGUCAGAGCCCACAGAGAUGUACAUUCAUCUUCCUCCUUACCCUACCUUCCCUAUACCCUGUAUAUUCAUCUUUCCCUCACCUACCCCACCUCCUCUGUACCCAGAAAAAAGGGUCUGAGAUACUAAAGAUUUUCCCCUUUUUCUUUUUUUUUUUUUUCUUUUUUUUUCCCUUUAGUAGAUGUUGAGCUCAUUCCUCAUUUCAAUGGAAGCCUCAACAUGGAGUAAGGUCUUUCCAGUAGAUCCUCUUCCAGACCCCAUCUCUCUGUAUUAUGCUCAUCACUGUAGUGGUAGAUAAAAAAGAUGAGUUAAUUCACUCUGUCAGGUCUCUGAGAAGUGGUUGAAUGCAAUAUUGACCAAAUUAGGGAUAGAUGCAAUCCCUUGUGAUGUCCUUUACUAUGCCAAUGAUGGUAUUGAAGCACUUUACAACCAUCUGGGAUCCCUCAGACAAUUUUGCACGAGGCUCUGUUCUGGAGCUAAUGGGAUUUGCAAUGGCUCAGUGCCCCAUCCUUGCAGACAAAAUUUAAACUAAUUUUCCCUUUAACAUGGAAAAGCUUUGGGCAUUUGUGCUGCAGCAAACAGCUGGAAAAGGCUGAAGCAGUUAUUGGAGAGCUUGGACUUUACAAACCACACUAGAACUGCAAACUUCAUUUAGCAACUGUUUUUUACCAGAUUGUAACUUUUUUCUUUUUUUUUUUUCCUUCCUCUGGGGAAAUAUAAACAUUUCUGAAUAAAUGCCCAACUAAUGCCAGGAGAAGUUUGACCAUACCUCAGCUGCAUACUCAAGUAAAGCUCUUAGGGACACAGUUCAUUUUAUCAAAAAUUUGCAGGGGGAAUAAAACAGAGAGGUUGAAAACAAAAUGCCUUAAAUCGUAUGGAGAAAAAGUAUGUGUGUAGUGUUGUGCUGGGUUUGUGAAGAUGUAUGCAGACAUUUAAAUAAUCAGUAUUCCAAACUAAAUAAUUCCUGUGGUUUUCAUUUCUAGAAUCCAUUUCUUAAACUUACAACCAGAGAUAAG
Molecule: messenger RNA, 8534 nt
Organism: Cyanistes caeruleus (blue tit)
Lineage: Eukaryota; Metazoa; Chordata; Aves; Passeriformes; Paridae
Source: RefSeq, a predicted model, not a curated record